AGAAGAUACCAAUAAUGCUGGCAGUAGUGCUGUCCAUGAAGAGCUGGAUGUGGUACAAAUGUACCUUACCUGUUUGCCUGAACAAUAUAUGAAAGUGAAAUUCACUCAGACAGCGUACCUGACAUGCUGGCUGUUGUUGAAACUCUGCAAGAAAGCCUAUGAGAAAAGACUGUCUGCUUCUAAAAAGGAUUGCCAAGGAAGUGCUGUAAGAAGGACUGCUGGAGAAACAGGAGAGAGUUCUUCUGAGAAGACACAGUGCCACUCUGAGACCCCACAGCCAGUUGAAAACUACAUCAGUGAAGGAGAGCUUGAAGACGAUCUGAGUUCUUCUACCCCAAGCACAACCGAGCUGGAGGUACGUGGAUCCAGCCAAGAAACAGAUGAAGAUUAUUUUGAAACCGUGUCACAUCAGAGUGGAUCUUUGUCAGAUGUAAAAACUGAGCCUUAUGAGAGUGCAUCAGACACAGAAUCCCUCUCCAGUGAUAUAACUGGGAAUGCUUGCUCGGAUUCAAACUGCCUGUUUCCUGAAAAAAAACCCCUGUGCUGUAAUCUUCCCAAAGAAAAGGCAGAAACCUUCCAUGGACAGAAGUGCUCCAGACAACCAGAGCUCACCCAGCAUGUACAGCUAGAAUUGUCCUCCAAAAUAAAAGAAGCACCAAGCAAAACUGAAUUUUGCAUACAGUUUGAGGAAUUAGAGGGUGAAGAACUGGGUGAUGAAGAGCUAACACUAUCUAGUAAUAUUCCCAUCACAGAGAGCCAAGUCUAUGAAGAGGGCAUUUUAUCACAGACAAAGAGAAAGUCUGUAACAGCACUGCAGAGUAAGGCAGAGUUAGAAAGCAGCGAAGUGCAGUCCUCUACCAACUCAGUACUUACAGAAAACGAUGUUGCAAGACUGAAGGAACAUCCUGCAGUAUUCCGCAUUGCUUGUUUCAAAGCAAACUCAGAAAGUUGUUUGAUUUUUCCUAAGGUCCAGCAGUUUUCUUUCCAGUCAGAUGCAGCACCAAGCUGUAGUUUGCCUAAUCUUCAUUUUGAAACAAAUGGACCUAACUGUAAAAGUGACACUGAGAUAUCUGACUGUAAGUGUGAAUUAGAGUCUAUGUCCAGUAUAAAAUGCAGCAGGAGGAAUUCAGCUGACAAUGAGGACAUUAAAGGUAAAAGAAUAAAACAUGGAAGUACAAAGACCAUGUUGACAUCAGAUUCACUUUUCUACCAGAGUUGCUUCAACCAAAAAUCUCGGCUACCACACGCAAGGUCAGAGAUUACAGAAAGUAAAACAUGGCGCAGUGUACCUGAAAAUAUCAGUGCUCAAAGUGAAACAGAACCUGUGGUGAGCUGCAUUCACCCCACAGACAAAUUCAGAUGGUCAUGUUCCAGAAUACAUCUUGAAGAGCUGGAUUUUGAAUACACUUGGAAAAACUUAGGAAGGGUAACUGUGAGUCCUGAAAAGGCUACAGAAAUAGAGGGCAAAUUUGGAAUAAAAAGAUCUUUUCUUGAUACUGACACAGACUCAAAGGAGUGUCAGCUUUCUCAACCAGCAGCCUCUCCCCAGUGCACUGAUUAUUAUUUGCACUCUAAAUCAGAGACAUGUGGCCUUAGCCCAGAGUCAGCUGGUACUUGUGAUGACAGCUUAACAUGGAGUGAUGCUUGUGAGGGCAAUCAAAACCAGGAGGAGACAUCCUCUUCCCUGGAUUGUGAUCCAGCGAUCAUAAAUGCUGAGGAACUCGUGCAAAACAAUGAGUACAAAGCUGAAAGAGAUCUGGAAGCAAGCAGAUUCCCACAUGAUAUUGAUGUUGAACCGGACACUGGUGACACUGAGAACCCUGCAGCUUCUUAUGCAGGUGUUCCUGCUGUGGAGGAAAGCAGAGACUGUGAUUGUUCUGUAAACUCUGUUUCCAAUAGUGGAAUACAGGACAAAAGUUUGAAGGAGAAUGGCCUGGAAUCUGAACUGUCAGAUACGGAGAUUGUGGCAGGAGAAAGAUGGGCAGAUGAUUCUUCUAAUCUUGGCUUUGGUUGGAAGCUGGAAACUGCAACACAACCAGAUGGCAGCGACAGAGGGGCAGAGCACAGAGAGUCAGUGCAGCAAAAUACAAGUUGCAAACCUGGUGCCUUAAGGAGCCACUUGGGGCUAGGAACAAGUGAACAUCCUACUCAGAAAGGAAAGGAUGAAGAGAGUGUCUUUGCUGUUGAAAGGACUCCCAGAUCAGAUUAUACAACACAGGGAAGGGAUUUAAUGACUGUUCCAGAGUUAAAGGCUGCCCUAAUUAUAGUCUCUGUAGAAGAGAAAGGAUUACAGUCCAAAACACAGAAUGAUAACCUUCCUACUGGAGUGGUAGCCAAAACAUUGGGAAAUAUAGUGAGCAAGGAUUUGAUGUCUCAUACUGUCAGUAAAGCUCAUGAUGAGCCAGAGAGAGUUCUGAGUGAAAGAUGUAACUGUGAAGAACAAAUUCUGGCCACCCACCCCAUUCCUGGCAGGGCAGAGGUACUCUCUGGUAGGGAUACAGCUGAAGUAAACCCAGAAAUUUCAGAAGAGGAAAGAGAGAAAACAGAAGCAGUUUCAUCCUUAGGGUUCACCUGUUGUAAUUCCACAGUAACAAGUGCCAAAGUGGAAUUCAGGAACGUUGCUGUACUACUAGGCAGCGAUACAAUUAUUGCAGAAAGUCAGGCAGACCCAUGUGAAAAAUCAUUUAUAAAAUCCCACAGUGGGAGCUGUGUGAAGGUCUCUAGGGAAGAGCCCUGCAGAACAGGAACACUGGAAACCAGCAGCAGUGUAAGCAGUGUGGGUCAGGGAGAUGGUGCUGGUGUCAGCCUUCAAGGGCACAGCAUGGUCUCUAAACAAGCAGUAGGCAGGCAAGGAAAGGCCAGCUGCAAUGGCUCAAAGGAAGAAACAAGUAUUUGUGAAGAACCCUCUCCUAGGGAAGGAAAGGAGGGCUCUCCUGCAGAAGACACCUCUAGCCCCAGCAAAGACAGUGCACUCAGUCUGGAUGUGUCUGAUGUCUUUGAUGAGUCUCUGAACAGGGAGACCCACAGCACUUUCAUGCUGGGCCUGGAUAAUAUCAGUACCUGCAGCACUAACAGCGAGGAACUGGAUGAGAACUCAUCCCACACCCUGGGAAGUAACAGCAGUCUUCACAAAGCUGUUCAAAAGCCAACAAAGAAUGAGAAAGCUUCCAGGUUUUUAGUAUUCUCAAAAAUGACAUCUUUCAGGAAAUCAAAGCUUGCCUCAUUGGAAAAUCAGGGAAGCAGCAGCAUCUUUGGCAGCAAGGCAAAGACAGAAGAACUGGAUGUUGGGAAAGAUGAUGAAGACACCGCAAGUUUACUGUCUUUCAGAAGUUGUUCAUCUGGUUUAGUCUUCCACAGGAAGGAAAGUUACACCUCUGAGUACUCUGAUGAUGACGAUUUAUUUUAUGAGAGACCUGCAGGUUUAUUCAACAGAUUGAGCCUGAGGAAGGCCUCUGGCUCUGGUCGGAUCCUGAUGGAAGAUGCAGAUCGACAAGUUUCAGGUUCAUCUGAAAACAAUGACAAUGAACCUGUGGAGCAUUCAGGGAUUAGAAAAUCAUUCCCUGAAAAUGAACACAAAAGAAACAAAACCACUGAGGGUAAGAAGUUCAGGACAAGGUUCGCCUUGGCACACAAAUCCCUGUCAAGCUUAUUUGAGUCCAAAUGUCCAGAAAACACUGAGCAAAGCUCAAAAGCAUCAGUGAAAAAUGAGAAGGAGAAAGCCAAAUUUCGCCAGAGCAGCUGGAAAGCUUUUCUAAAAAGCAAGGAGGCAGAUGGACUAAAAAGACCUGUCUUAGUAAGUUUAUCAUCCACACAGGAGAGUCUUAAUGCAACUGGUGGCCACGUGUUAAGAUCAGUAGAGCCACAGCAUAGUUCCAAUGGACACACUUUUUUAAAAACAGAAACAGAUAAUGACUCCUCAACAGACUCCAACUAUUUUGACAGCUCAGUGGAGCCUGUUGAUGUCUCUUCACCUGCACGUAUGUGGAGAAGACGAAUCCAGUCCCAUGACUUGGGUAUCAGAUACUCGCAGAGCUCAGACUGUGAUGAACAGCAGGAGGUUCUGAGCAACAGUUUAAAUACUUCUCUAGAGGAAUACUGGAUGAAAUCUCCAUUUAGCCCCACUGACUUGCAGUUGGCAUUUAGUCAGUCAAGUCCAUCAUGUCCCCAGCUCUCAAAUUCUGAUGGUAAAGACAUGCCUUGUAGGCCCAUGAGUCCCAAACCUCAGAGUCCUCGAUCCGCUUCUCAACACAAGAACUUCCGCUAUCCUGGGCGGGUAUGUGCCACUUCCAUGAUCUCUCUUGGGAACAGCUCUGGUGUGGAAAGCAGUCUGGAGGCUCCAGAGAGACCAAAGACCGUGAAACCCAGAGGAAGUCUCUUACACUCAUUGGAUGACUUCCAGAGGGAUGACAGUGGCAUAAGCAGCCAAUCCCAGAUCAGCUUAAAUACAGCUUCUUCCAUUAGUGACAUGCUCCGAGAUGAGUUUGUAAAACAGGAAUCUAAACAGCCAUGUCAAACAGCACCUGAAAAGAGGCCAAAUAAGAAAUGGGUUCCCCAUCGCAAAAGGAGGCCCCCCCGGGUUCCGCCGUGCCCACGUCCUGUCUCCACCCUGGAGAGCAAAGCCCGGAGGCUCUCCUUCCUUGCUCCAGAAGAAAAAGCCAAGGAGAUUCCAGAGAGGAAGAGGAAGAGACCCAAACCCCUCUAUAAGUGCUUCAGCUUUGAUGAUGUUUGGAUGGAGAGGAAUCAAAAAAGGAAGCUAGAGAAGGAGACACAGCCAGAGGGAGGGGUUCAAUUGCAACAUCUCCCAAAGGACCCCUCAAAAACUGGAAUGAGUCCAUCUAUCACAUCUCCUGUUGCCUUUGACAUCCUGCCACUGAAACUGCACCCAUUUUCCCAGAGCACUCCGACAGGCCUGGACUGCGUGGGAUGGAAACGGCGCAUCUCCGCUCCCGUGAUCACUGAUGGAGCUCUGGACAAGACAGCCCUGACGGAUGAUGUGGGGAGCGAGGAGGAUCUGUACGAGGAUUUCCGCAGCUCCAACCACCGCUACGGCCACCCCGGGGGCGGGGGCGAGCAGCUGGCCAUCAACGAGCUCAUCAGCGAUGGCAGCGUGGUGUACGCAGAAGCUCUCUGGGACCACGUCACCAUGGAUGACCAGGAGCUGGGAUUCAAGGCCGGCGAUGUCAUCGAAGUAAUGGAUGCCACCAACAAGGAGUGGUGGUGGGGGAGGAUUCUGGACAGUGAAGGCUGGUUUCCAGCCAGCUUUGUUCGGCUGCGAGUAAACCAGGAUGAGCCCAUGGAAGAUUAUCCCCUGAAGGUAGAGGGGGGCAAAGAGGACGACUCCAGACGCUUUGGGAUGGGCCAGACCACCAAAGACCAAAUGAGGACCAACGUCAUCAAUGAAAUCAUAAGCACAGAGAGAGACUACAUCAAGCACCUGAAGGACAUUUGUGAGGGUUACAUUAAGCAGUGCCGCAAAAGAGCAGACAUGUUUACAGAAGAACAGCUGAAGACAAUCUUUGGGAAUAUUGAGGACAUCUACAGGUGCCAGAAGAAAUUUGUUAAAGCAUUAGAGAAGAAAUUUAACAAAGACCACCCACAUUUGAGUGAGGUUGGCUCGUGCUUCUUGGAAUAUCAAACAGAGUUUCAGAUCUACUCUGAGUACUGCAACAACCACCCCAACGCCUGCAUGGAGCUGUCGCGCCUCACCAAGGUGAACAAGUACGUUUACUUCUUCGAGGCCUGCCGGCUGCUGCAGAAGAUGAUCGACAUCUCCCUGGAUGGCUUCCUGCUCACCCCCGUGCAGAAAAUCUGCAAAUACCCCCUGCAGCUGGCUGAGCUGCUCAAGUACACCAACCCCCAGCACAGGGAUUUCAAGGAUGUGGAGGCUGCCUUAAACGCCAUGAAGAACGUGGCUCGGCUCAUCAACGAGAGGAAGCGGCGGCUGGAGAACAUCGACAAAAUCGCUCAGUGGCAGAACUCCAUAGAGGACUGGGAGGGAGAAGAUGUCCUAGUCAGAAGCUCAGAACUCAUCUAUUCUGGGGAAUUAGCCAAGAUCUCCCACCCUCAAGCCAAGAGCCAACAGAGGAUGUUCUUCCUCUUUGAUCACCAGCUUGUCUGCUGCAAAAAGGACCUUCUGCGCAGGGACAUCUUGUAUUACAAGAGUCGGAUCAACAUGGAUGAUAUGGAAAUCCUGGAUGUAGAAGAUGGGAAAGACAAGGACUUCAAUAUCAGUGUGAAAAAUGCAUUUAAACUGUACUGCAGAGACACUGAGGAAGUCCAUUUAUUCUGUGCAAAAAAGCCUGAGCAGAAACAGCGCUGGCUGAAGGCAUUUGAGAAUGAGAGGAGGCAAGUGCAGCUUGACCAGGAGACAGGUUUUUCCAUCACAGAGGUGCAGAAAAAGCAGGCAAUGUUGAAUGCCAGCAAGCAGCACCAUGCUGGGAAGCCCAAGGCUGUCACCAGGCCCUACUACGACUUCCUGAUGCGGCAGAAGCACCCCACCCUGCCCACCACGCUCCCUCAGCAGCAGGUCUUCAUGCUGGCAGAGCCCAAGCGCAAGCCCUCGAACUUCUGGCAGAACAUCAGCAGGCUGACACCCUUCCGGAAAUAGGGGCAGCCCCGUGUUUGUGCCUGAACCCCUUCUGAGAAAGCACUUUAUCCGUCAGCCCCGGCAGGUGGAGCCCAGGUUCAUCCAAUCCUGUGUUUACAGAGGAUGGCACAUGUGCUCCUGCCUUCCCUAUUUAUUUUGCAGCCCGACUGACCCGCUGGCUCCGCGGUGAGCGCUCGCACGGCCGCGGGCACUGCCCGGCAGCAGAGCUCCAGGAGCGGGCAGCAGGGAGCUGCACAGGCUGCAGCCCCAGGGAUUGUGUUGGCAGCCGUACUUGGACUCGCUCCUUCCCGCUGUGCCCACCGCUGCUGGCUGGCAGCUGGCACAGGGGAUGGCAGCUGAUGGACCCUGGCCACUGCCGUGCUCAGAACAACAGCUCAGAGUCCGUGACGAGGAGGGAUGAGCCCUUCUGCUCUGCCCACCCCCGUGCCCUGCAUUUCUCAGAGCUAUGAUCCUCCUCCACCUGUCCAGCUAACUCUGCAGCCUCUGCAGGCACUCAGAGCACAGUGAGCACUGCACUGUGACCUCCUCCCUCCCUUUAGUCCAGCACCAGUGCUGAACGGUGUCCUACAUUAAACUGUGCCAACCUGCAGCAUGAGUCAAGUCGAAGAAUCUCUCUAGUGGGUUUGAGUUACAUAAGUUAGAGAAAAAUGUGCCUAAUUAAUACCAUACUCAAUUCUUUAGAUUCUUGUCUCUACAUCAUUCUGCCAUAUUUCCUGGCCAAUGAAAAUGCUCAUUGUUUGUAAUGUGUUUAUUUAUGGUAAAAAUCAGAACUGUGUAUUUUGUAAGUCUGUAAUUGUUCUUGUCAGAUGUUGUUAACUUGAUGCCUGUUUUGUCUGUUUAAUUUUUCUUUUCUGUUUUUUUUUUUUUUUUUUAAAGAAAGGUCAAUAUUUGCAAACCUAGCUCCCAGAAGUCAGAGUCUGCUGUUCAACUCUGCAAUGUCAUUGUUAUGCAAACUCCCACAGACCCUCAAAUUCAAGGAGUGUUACUGACGCUUUUAAAAAUGGAAAACCACUUUAUAAAGGCCUAAAUUUGGCAUAAAGAGCCUCACUUUAAGUACCCAAGUUUCAAAUGGUGGCCAAAAAGAAUGAAUUUAAACCUUGGUUAGCAAAAAGAAAGAUUUGCCUUACCAUAGUGAGAGUUAGAAGCCAUACUGACUGAAUUCCCUAGAGUAGGAGACAUCCUGUGAGAGUGGAAGGAUCAUUCCAGCUCAAGUGUGAGUGAGCACUAACUGUCUGCAGAGCUCAGAAAUCCAGUGUUUGUUGAUGCUGUAGCUGACCAAAGUCUGGUCAUCCAGGGAUAUCUGAAUUCAGUAGCAUGUACAAAGUCCUUCUUGCACUAUAUUUUCCCCCCAGACCAGGGGCAACAUUUAAUUUCAUAAAGAAACUUGUAAAAGUGACUCUCGGCCUGUGUUUGUCUCCAGCCCGUCUAUCUGUGUGAAACUGUUUCUUUUCAAAGUCGCUGUGAGGAUUGUGCUCUUGCAGCUCCACAAAGGGCUGCUCAGCCAGAGCAGUGACCUCAGAGCAGCCAUCCCACAGAGGGACAGUGGGGCCACAGGGACCUGACCAGAGGGGUCUCUCUGCUCUGGGGAGGACACUGGGUCAAUGCUGGGGGAUGGAGGGGCAAAAGGAAAAAAAAUAAACAAUCACUGUCUAAGAAGCCACUGAGAUCAGGCAGCAGUAUUAGCACAACACACACAGACACCAAGACACAGGCAUGGGCACACUGAAAGAUACCCAGAGACACUCAUGGCCCAGCUGAUACAGAGGCACUGCCAGGUGUGUACAGACACCCACUGGGGGAGAUGGUGACCAAGCGACCCUGACACACAGGCACACACACAGGUAUGUCAGACAGCUGCAGCCAGCACCACUCAGUAACAGAAGGCAAUUGUCAUUUCUGUGUCUACCCUAAGUGUCUGCACCCUCCUUUCCUUAUCCAUGGCAUGUUUAUUUUGAUUGGCCAGGAAGAAAACCUGUUAGUACUAAAAUUAACAAUUUUCUGAGCUUAUCAUCAGCUUUGUAGCAAGUGGAGGGGGGUGGAGGGGCAGAGGACAAUCCCAUCCCCAACACAGAUACAGGAUCACAUCCCUCACCCCCACACUGAGCAUGACCAGCUGUGACAAUGCAUCAGGAUGUUCACAGUCUUGUCCAGCUGCUAUAUGGGGACACUCAAGGAUGGAGAUUCUCCUAAAACCUCUUUACAUCCCUGCUCAAAACCGCUCUGUCCCUAAUGUGAAGGAAGUGCUGCCAUCUAUUCAAAGCUCCCCUUGCUGCAAGGUCUGAUCUGGUUUUAUGCAGAAUGUUGAUUAAUAUACUCAGCUUUACAUCUACAAUGAAAUCACUCUGGUAGAAAUCCUCACCUCUUCUCCCAAGGGAAAUGAGGUGACAGUGGCACAGGAUCCUGGAGUGCAGUGGCUGUCAAGUGCAACAACCCUGCCCCUGCCCUUCCUCCCCUGCUGAAACACACACCACAACUGGCUAUUAUUACUUACCUGUGCAGCAAUACUCUGAACAGCAAAUAAGCAGUGAGUGGUUAAAAUAAUCACAUCAUAUAUCAGCUCUUCCAGAACAGUCUUCAUCUCUGAGCAGUGCGCACAAAGGAGUUUCAGAGACGCUUUUUUUACAGAAAUUUCUGAAGUGCCAAACCAGACUUCUCUGGCCAGACAGCAUCCCAGUCAAUGGACAGUUAAUUACUUCUGGAAGAAUUCUAGUCUCUACUUGACUAUCAGUACUUUUUCUAAAAAGUGUCCUCAGUUGCAAUUCUAGCCUUGCAUGCCGCAUUUGGCGCUAGGAUCCAAUCCCCUAUGCAAGACUGAGAUCAGGUAAAAAAGCCAAUCAUACAAAGUGGUGGAGUUACAGCAACAACAUAGAAACAGGUAAGGCUCAAACCCAUAAACCCAUUGUGCUCAACAUAGCCACCCCACAGACUGCUCUGAAGAGGAUUUCAUCACAAAAUACCAUCCUUUGUUUAAUACCCAGCACCACUUCCCAAUUCUCACCACAACCCUCAGUGUUUCCUGAACAAACUGUCACAGAUGACGUGCAACCUCCUCAGGUUUUAAGUGAUUAGACACUUGAAAAUCAUCUCAUCCCCCAAGCUGCUCGUUAAAUGGCAAAGUGUACCUGUGUGUAAGAUGAAAACAGAUUAACCAAGCCCAGAUUUCCCUCCUGCUCCCUUGACAUCUGGAUUUGGGCUGGAGUGACUCCCAUUGUUCUGCCCAUGGACAGUACCUGGGUGAACACAUGUGCAGCCCAGACUGGAGAUGUGCACAGUGAGGUCCCAAAGGCAUCAGCUAAACUGGUGAGAAUGGGGUUUCUGGCUGGUCAGGUACAGCCUCUGACAAAGCUCUCUGAGCUAAAUGGACAAGACCAUUGUCCACAAGAAGUGUCCAUUUGCAACAUGAAGAAUCAGAGAUGUGAGACCAUCAGCAUCCCUUUUUCUGGAGCUGAACCUUCACAACAGGGGCCAGAAAUGCAGAUUUGCAUACAAAAGAAACUGAAGUUCCUGAUGUGAGUGAACAUCACCAAUCCUUCUGGAUUUUAGGGUAGAACCAGCUGAACUGCUCAGAAGAACAGUUCUGCAUUGAGUUACAUAAAGGGGACAAAGGGAUUGGAGUCAGGAGUGGUUUGGGGUUUUUUGUUUAGGGGUGUUGGCUCUAUCUGUUCCUGUCCUUCUGUAGGUAUCCACUUAGGAAGCUUCUUGUAAAAGCAGCCAUGUGUCUUAAUGACCUAAAACUGCCCAGACUUCAUUUGGUCAAAUAAAAUAGAAAUAUGUAAAGCUUGUGAAUCGAAAACAUGAGUUCCUUCAGUUACCAGCUAAAGUGAAGAGAACCAGUGGCUGCUAAAUAAUGUAGUUUCUGCUCUGACCAAAAAAAAUAAAAAAAGGGAAAAAAAUCUCUAUUUUGAACUAUUAGUUAGAAUAUCUGUUUCAGGCAUUGUGGGUGCAAUACACUGUUCAAAUUCUAAUGGCAUUAAAACCAGCACAAACUGUCUUUGUGCUAACUCAAAGUAAAAACUAGGUCAGUUCCCAUGGAGAGAAGAGUUCCCCCAAAGCAGUCUUUAAUAUCUUUCCUGUUUUGUCCAUUCCCUGAAGGACAGUGGGGUGUCAGCCGGGGAGGAACCCCAUCUGUGUCCAGCAGAGUCCUUGGCCUCACUGAGUGCAUGGCAGGAGAUUCCCACAGUGCAGGACACUGCUCUGCAAAGCCAGCACAGCACUGUCAUCCAGGAGCCAACCAUGUGCCAACCAUGUGCAUCUGGGUGUCCAACAGCUUCCCAAAAACACCUGGAAACCAGGUCUCUCUGUCACCAGCAGGGAUAACUCAGAAUCGAGGCACCUGCAAGCAACAAAAGAAUCUCCACUUCAAACUGAGAAUGCUUCAUUUCUUGGGAUGCCAGAAGUUAACUUUUUUUAAAUAAAAAGGCCUUUCACCUGAUGUGUCAAAAUAUCAGGCUUGCUCCUCCAAAUUUACUGUAGUGGGAGCACAUCUUCAUGUAACAGCAUCAUUCAAGAGGUCUGUGGCAAGAUUGGUAUGCAACUAUCAGUCUUUGAACAAGUACUGCACCCCUCAGACUCUGGAGCUGUCAGCACCUGGCAGGUGGGACAGCAUCCAGCAAGGGCUGAUUUCUCCUUUAUUGUUGUGACUUCAAUUGUUUUAAUUCUCCUGUCAAGUUUCACCUUUUACCUGCUCAUGAGGGUUAUGGGCAUUCCAAAGCCCAUCUGGACAGUGAAUAUGACAGCACAGUAACUCCUAAAGCUUUAAGGAGGGGACUACUCGCACCUCAUUCAAGUGCUGGAGCCUCAGCCUGUGCCUGCUGCUACUCACAUUCUCUGCCAAAGUGGGCAGCACUCACCACUGCUGCAGACAUCAGCAGUACCACACUGGUACAACCUGAAUUACCAACUAGAAUGUCCUGCACCAGCCUGCCAGCAGAAACUCCCUGUCCCAGAGCUCCCAGCCUAAGCUGUAGGUCUUCAGGUAGGUAAUGGGUUAAAGAAUAAGACUCUUGAUAGUGGAUAAAAAUUAACUGAAAAAAAAUUGAAGUGUUUUCAGCUGAUUUGAACCCCCUGAAGACACAGUGGUGCUCUUUUAGCUGGAUAUUGUGGGGAGGGAAUCAACCUUCCAGGCUGCAGCCAGCAGUGUGACCUGGCACCAGACAGAAAUGCCUCCUGCAGGCCCUGCCAGUGCUCCACAGGCAGGGGACCAGAGCUCCAGGCAGCAGAGUGGAGUCACCUCCUUUCCACUCACAGCCACAGCUGCAGGCUCUGCACAAGCCAAAGGGUGCUCCUUGCCAGCCACACAGCAAUCUCAGCUUGUCCUGCCUUGCCAUUAAAACCUCACACCUUAUUUCUCCUGUCUCACACAUUUCCUUAACAAGCUACAUGACUAAGAUCCCAUGGCUUUGGCAGUGCUGGCACUUCUAGGAAAAAUGCAGGUUGCUUGUUCUUUUUGCUUAACACUCCUGACAUCUUUCCCCCUGCAACUACAGCCUUCCUCUCCGCACGUCCUGAGCUUCUCCUCUGCACAAGUUUGCCACCAAAGCAGCUCCCUGUUUCACAGCCUGUGCAAAUGAAAUACCUGUGGUACUUACCCCAGAGCUGUGUACCUUCGUGUGUGACUGCCUACAUUUAGAGUUGUGAGAUGGGAAAUAAACAAGCUAUCAACUUUAA
Molecule: messenger RNA, 12274 nt
Organism: Cyanistes caeruleus (blue tit)
Lineage: Eukaryota; Metazoa; Chordata; Aves; Passeriformes; Paridae
Gene: ARHGEF4
Product: Rho guanine nucleotide exchange factor 4
Biological process (GO): intracellular signal transduction
Molecular function (GO): protein binding; guanyl-nucleotide exchange factor activity
Source: RefSeq, a predicted model, not a curated record